AUGGUUGUAGUAUUUAUCACGAUAUGUAGCAGUCAUAUAUUGUUGAAGGGUGUAUUUAUCUCGAUAUGUACCAGUCAUAUAUUGUUGAAGGGUGUAUUUAUCCCGAUAUGUAGCAGUCAUAUAUUGUUGAAGGGUGUAUUUAUCCCGAUAUGUAGCAGUCAUAUAUUGUUGAAGGGUGUAUUUAUCCCGAUAUGUAGCAGUCAUAUAUUGUUGAAGGGUGUAUUUAUCCCGAUAUGUACCAGUCAUAUAUUGUUGAAGGGUGUAUUUAUCCCGAUAUGUACCAGUCAUAUAUUGUUGAAGGGUGUAUUUAUCCCGAUAUGUACCAGUCAUAUAUUGUUGAAGGGUGUAUUUAUCCCGAUAUGUAGCAGUCAUAUAUUGUUGAAGGGUGUAUUUAUCCCGAUAUGUACCAGUCAUAUAUUGUUGAAGGGUGUAUUUAUCCCGAUAUGUACCAGUCAUAUAUUGUUGAAGGGUGUAUUUAUCCCGAUAUGUACCAGUCAUAUAUUGUUGAAGGGUGUAUUUAUCCCGAUAUGUAGCAGUCAUAUAUUGUUGAAGGGUGUAUUUAUCCCGAUAUGUAGCAGUCAUCAUAUAUUGUUGAAGGGUGUAUUUAUCCCGAUAUGUAGCAGUCAUAUAUUGUUGAAGGGUGUAUUUAUCCCGAUAUGUAGCAGUCAUAUAUUGUUGAAGGGUGUAUUUAUCCCGAUAUGUAGCAGUCAUCAUAUAUUGUUGAAGGGUGUAUUUAUCUCGAUAUGUACCAGUAAUAUAUUGUAG
Molecule: messenger RNA, 765 nt
Organism: Lottia gigantea (owl limpet)
Lineage: Eukaryota; Metazoa; Mollusca; Gastropoda; Lottiidae
Exons: 1
Coding region: 1-765 (254 amino acids)
Source: RefSeq, a predicted model, not a curated record